GAUAGGCAAAGGGCUCGCUGCAGGUCCUGAUUCGGAACGAGUGGUACCGGUCGGCCGCUGGAUCCGUAAUUGUGAGUGGAGUAUGGACGAGUGCGGGUGUGUGUGCUGAUGGGUGAUGGUGAUGCUGACGGUGCUGUUAUGAUGACAGUGGCGGUGAACGCUUUUCGAUUCUGAGAUAUAUAUCCUAAAACGUAAAUGUUCAUCAGUGUCUUGCACACUGUAAAUCGCAACAAAGGAUAAUUACAUCUUCGAGACAUUCGACGAACCGAAUUAACGGUCAGCUGAUUCAAAACGAUAAUAUAGAAACGAACAGCGGCAUGCGAGGGAACGUAGCCGCGUUGCCCUCGAUCUCGUCCCACUCACAGCCGGUCUCCGCUUAGUAACAAUGAGAAUAUAGUAUAAUAUAAUACUAGGUCGUUUUAAGGUAACGAUAUCUCUAAAGUCCCUUUCAAAAACAAGAACGGCAACAGGAACAAAUCAAACGACAACACCAACGAAAACGACGACAAUCAAAAAAACGAGCAGCAGAUAGCUUUAAUUUUUUUACGAUUACGACGAGAAGUGGCAAGAUACAAAAGAAGUCAGCCGGAGAAGUAGAUGUACACUUGCACGUGUAAUUGAGUUGACUGUGUCUUGGUUUAAAGGGCGGGCGGCAAUGAACUCUCAAGUUCUGAAGAACAAUGUCUCAUUUUGACUUUCUAAAGGCAUCCUUCCAUCAGAGCAGUGAUUUCUUCGUUCUUAGCGUUGCUGUUGUUGUCGUUGUCGUCGUUAGUGGAAAUACGUUCCAUGCACUAAGAAUAGAAUGAAUGAAAGCUUUAGACGUUUGCAAUCCAAAAGUUAACUCAAUCAUUUUUUUUUAAAGUGAAUACAGUUUCUGCCACUCAAGUGUUUUUAACCUUCUGUUUGAACAAAUGUAAUCCGUACGUACGUAAAUACGUACAAAAGAGGAAUUUAUCAAAACAAAGAAAGACAAUGACAAGAGAAGUGAUCAUCAAGUUUAUGAUUGUGUAACGAUCUCAGCUUUCACGUAGAAUAGAGUAUGUGUUAUUUUGUGUUUUUGUGUGCAAUGAUAAUCGUAGGUGAGUUCAGAUAUGCAGUCGAUUUUCUGAGCCACGCUCUACAAAUAAUGUCGAUGGCGACCCACCGACUAUUCUAAUAGAAAAAGUAAUAAACCUCACCAAUGACCGACACUAGUGACAAUAACCCAGGUAAAAACAUUUGAAGUAACAAAGAAACCAAUUUAAUAUGUCACAAGCAAUUCAACGUAUGCCGCGUAUUCGUGGUAUGAUCCGACCACUAUCGGUCCUUAGUGUUAGCGGCGCUAUCCGUCCGUUAAGUGGAGGUGCGCCUGUUCGUGUGGAGUACAUAGACAGGCCCUUCGUAAGACGGGGUGAAAGCUGGCACCGAAGGUAUGCUUGGACUGCCGCUGUCUUCUCCGGAGGUUGCAUUGGGAUGGGCUAUAUUGUUGCCAAAUAUUUCGCUAAUGAAGUCAAGGAAGUCCAAUCAUCAGAAUUCUAUGACUCCUCGACAGACCACGCAGCGGCAGAAGAGCUUCAGCUAACGCCACGAGAAAAACGAUUUAUGAGAUUCGCUUCUGUCGAGUACGAUGGCCAACUUUAUAUGACACCGCAAGAUUUCCUCGAUUCCGUCACAGAUCCUGACCCACGUUCUCGUAUCAGCCGGCGUAAGCUAAGUCGGAAAGACUUAGAUAAGAUGACAGAUGUAACCCCGUCGAAAAAAAAGGGCAGUACCAAGUUGUUCCGAGAGCUGAAUGACACAGGAAUCAUUUCGUACACUGAAUACUUGUUUUUACUCUCCGUUUUAACCAAACCGCACUCUGGAUUCAGGAUAGCGUUCAACAUGUUUGACACGGAUGGCAACCAAAGAGUGGACAAGAACGAGUUCUUAGUGCCCUACUUCAUCAUUCACUCAAACUCUGUGAUGGCGAUGUUGGCGCUCCAUUUUCUUCGGGGGCAGACAAGUCAGUUCAUGUCGGUCGAUAAAAAAAAACUCGAGAGAAUCUUUAGUACUGUCGCUCGUCGCGGGAAGAAUAUGCGAUCUGUCCAAGAAACGGAUGUGAAUGAGCUGUCAGCGGCCGCAGGCCAUGUGAAUACUACAUUGCUUGUUCAUCUGUUCGGGCGAAAGGGCAAGGAAACGCUCUCAUUUGAAGACUUCUUUCGAUUUAUGGAGAACCUGCAGUCUGAGGUGUUGGAAUUGGAAUUCAUCGAGUAUUCUAAGGGAAAGGCUAUCAUUAGCGAAGUUGAUUUUGCACGUAUCUUAUUGAGAUACACAUACUUGGACUCUACUGGAUACGAAGCUGUUUUGGAACGUCUUCAGGAACGCAUUCCCGAGACCCGAGGAAUCUCAUUUGAACAGUUCAAAGCGUUUUGUCAAUUUCUUAAUAACCUCGAAGACUUCGCCAUCACCAUGCGGCUAUUCACCUUUGCAAAUCAACCUAUCUCAGAAGAGGAUUUCCGCCGUGCGGUAUAUGUGUGUUCCGGCCAUAAUCUCAAACCACACCUCGUUCAUACGGUGUUUCAAAUUUUCGAUGAUGAUGGAGAUGGCUUCCUUUCCUAUAAAGAAUUUAUUGCGAUCAUGCGCGACCGUCUACAUCGUGGCUUAAAGGCCCAGCUAGGUCCAGCCGACGCAUGGGAAGCUUUCAAGAGUUGCGUCAAAGAUGAAUUGCGGUGCCAGAGGAGCGGUAACAUUAGUCAAGCAAGUUUCGGGUCGCUGAGCACGAUGUUAGAAGACAAAAGCAAUUAUUAUAAUGUCUAUAUCCGUCGGCGGCGGCGGAGGUGGUAGAAGACGCGGGGGUAUUCCGGCAGAUGACGUGCUUCAAACCCAAGGAAUGCCACGAGUUACAGAAAUAGGAGUUGGACUCAGCUGACGGUGAACUCAUACACAGAACUUCCGUCCGAAGGUGAACAAGGAAAGAUAUAUGGUUCUCGACCUGAGAGAAGAUAUUGAAUUAAUGUACUAAAAUGUCUACCGCUGAUAACGAAAGUACCGAUUUUUAGAUGACGUUCGAUCACUAUGCUACAUAAUUGACGAUCAACAAUUCUGUGACGUACAUGUACAUACUCCUGAGUACCAUGUGCAUAUCAUCACUAGAGUCAACUGCUAGUAUUCUGGUAAUCACUACAAUAAAGAUUUUAUAUGACAGUCGAGAUAUGGCGGGAUGCUAUGAAAACAACAAAAUGAAUAUAACAAACGUUAAAAAGUUCACAAAUAAAGUAGCGAUCGAAAUUCUGAUGAAGAAGAAACAGCCAAAAUAAGAGAUAGUUUUCUGCUUGGUUGCUGAAAGGAACCCGCAAUGAUAUUGUCUGUUAUCGUUAGCUCGAAGUUGGACAAUUACGCUCAGAACGUCUUAUUAACGAUAGUCACAAAUAAUACAAUUUGGAUAAAUAAAGUAAUUUCGAACCACUUCAAUCGCUGCUUUAGUAAUCGAAUAACUCGUUACAAUACAAGGAUUCACCAUAGCAACAGUACUUAGCUACACAACGCUGACAUGCUCAAAAAACUUUUCAGAUCUUAUUGCGAGUGAGAUUCAGCGAAAAUGAUGUUAUGUCUAUGUAUACUAUGCCAUAUUCGCUUAAAAUUGCUAAUGACAUGUAAUCGCAGGACACUUAGUUUGGUAGUUUUGUGUCGUCAUACUUUAUCUCACUCUUGGAAUAUAAUUAAUACAUCACACUGUUUAGUCGCUGUCUUUUGUCGUUACUCGAA
Messenger RNA from Varroa destructor (honeybee mite), 3723 nucleotides. Its product is annotated as calcium uptake protein 3, mitochondrial-like. Gene Ontology annotation, biological process: mitochondrial calcium ion homeostasis; calcium import into the mitochondrion. The record is from RefSeq and is a predicted model, not a curated record. Lineage: Eukaryota; Metazoa; Arthropoda; Arachnida; Mesostigmata; Varroidae. Gene Ontology annotation, cellular component: uniplex complex. Gene Ontology annotation, molecular function: calcium ion binding.